This is a messenger RNA of Mytilus californianus (California mussel), 5109 nucleotides long. RefSeq lists its product as uncharacterized. The record is from RefSeq and is a predicted model, not a curated record. NCBI's taxonomy places the organism in Eukaryota, Metazoa, Mollusca, Bivalvia, Mytilida, Mytilidae. Bases 169 to 5109 code for a protein of 1646 amino acids. The transcript is spliced from 18 exons.
GUUUACCUUCCAGGUGGAUCAUUAUCAAAAUACGAGAAAAUGAAAAGAAAAAAGAAAACAAGGUAUUUUAAAAGAUAAUUGCAUAAAACAGAACAUACCAUCAGUAAUGGAAUUGAAGAAAAAGUACAACGUUUGUUAAAAGCAUCCUUUUUGAAAUAAGAAACGGAAAUGGAGGCAAACGUUGAUAUUGAAAAACAGUUCCUAAGACUGAUUAUGUUUUGCCAUAAGAUAUCCUUACCAGUUGUUAGAACAUUUUUUGUAAGUGGUGUUCUUGGAUGCCCUGAUUAUAACAACAACAUUAGUACUUUUCUUGAACAUCACAAACAUGAAAUAUUUCAUCUUGUUGGAGAUUAUAAGUGUUGUCAAUGCACCAAUCUGCCUUUAUUUCAAACAAGUUCACUUAAAUUUCGCCUUGGAAAGGAUCAAUUCAAGAAAUUAUAUGAAAUUGGGCUUUCACAACCCGGUCAUUUUAUGAAAGGAUCCGGAGGACGAGUUAUUCAGCAAUGUCUGUGCUGUGUUACAGUUAGAAAAGAAACAGAUCCAAAGACAUAUGAUAUAUCCUUGUUGUUCGCCAUUUUAUAUAACUGUGUUCAAUUAUCCGAUAACAGAAGAUUAUGGUUAGAUACAAUUAGAAAGGGGAGAAAUAGAUUAUGUCAUCUUAAUGAUAUAAACGACCUUUCGGAAAAUGAGCUUCAAACAUUGUGGGGAAACUUAGAAUGUUCUGUUGUUCGGUUAGCUGAAGAGAUCCAUUCACUUCCAUAUUAUAAAGAAUGCAUAGAGCAACACGUUGACACCUUCAAAUAUACAGACUACAACAGAGAGGCUAUAGUUCCGAUUAUAGAAUCAAUGAGAUCUGAAAUAAACAAUAAUAUCAAUGAGGUCAUACAGAAUCAAAUGAUUUCUCAAGAGGAAAUAAAAUGUCUGACCAUAAAUGUCGAACAACUUUCACAAAACUGUAAGAGAGACAACAAAAAUAUGUUGAAUCACGUAGCAGAAUCAGCAAAAACUAUUGUUGAUUUACAUCAAGACGCGGUUCAUCAAGUGUCAGCACAAGUAGCUAAAUGCCAUAUCGAAGAGAUAGAAUUCAUUAAAGAUCAGAAUAAAGCUGUCAUCGAGUCAUCUGAAAAAGUUUCAGGAACAAUGGAUCAUGUCAUAGAAAAAUUGAAUUUUCUAGUCGAUAUAGCUAUAGACAACAAGAAAUAUCAACACACAGAAAACGACAGUACUUUACCAAAAGGUGGUCAAUAUAACGAAAGGUGCACAACACAGGAGCAAAAGUAUAGUGAAGAGCGAGGUAAAGUUAUAGACAUAGAGCGCUGUAAGUUACAUUGGAGGAUAGAGACCCCAGAAUAUCUGGAAUAUAAAAAGGAUGAUAUCGUGAAGGCAAUGAAAAAUGCGAUUGAGAUUGUGAAAAUAGGUACCUGUCAUGAAAUUGAAGACAUCAAUGAGGGCUCUAUAACUAUUGAUACAUUACUUCCAAUCAGUAUACUACAAGACGGAAAAGCAUUUCAUCAUUCCAUUCGAAAAUUUUUGGAUGCAAUGGUCAGCAUUUGUGGGAUAGACACGAGUAUUCCAUUAGAAGUAAAGGUCCAGAUUACUUUAAUUGACCAGGAACAAGGGUCGGUUAGAUAUUCCAUUGAUGAGAUUAACCACACAACAACGAUUAAUCGAGCUGUACAAGCUGUACCAACAAUGAUUGAUAGAAGCACUACAGCAAUUGAAAGUCCAAUCAAUGAAACUACUGACAAUCCAGAUUGCAUCGAAAGAGAAGUUGGCGUACUAAUGGUGUAUAGUAUGAAGAUUAAAGAUAAUGCAUUGAUUCCACCUUCUAAACUGCCAUUUUUUCGUACCAAUGAUGAUGACAGCAAAGGGAUAACGAUAACGAAUCUCGAUCAUACAAAUAUGGUACUACUGGGAUGUUUCGAUGAUGUAGAGUGGGUUGAAUCAAUAUUAACUGUUUGUGAAAGUCUUACACCAAUUUGUCAGAUACAGAACACAAAAAUGACAAAAAAGCUUCUCAACCAAGUGAAACAUAUUGUAUUUGUUGCUUCUAUGUCAUCACAAGAAUCUUAUAAUCUAAAACCAUUGCUGGAAUGUCUCAGUGAGUCUAAACUGUUACCAAAAAAAUUCGUUACAAUAAAAAGGGAUCACAUUAUGCUUCCAGAUGUGUUGAAAAAAUCAAAACAAAUCAGUAUUAGUGUUGUAGAGAAAGAAUGGGUUUCUAACGUGAUGGAUGCUAUAGCUAUGACAGGAUCAACGCUGUAUAGUUUAACACUUUUCAUGAAGAAAAAUUCUAUGCGGAUUCGAAACUUUAAUUUAAUACAUGGACAACCUUAUUGUGACGAGACUAAUGGAACAUUUUUCAUUCUAGGCAGUUUCAAGCAUGUUUCAUUCAUUAAUUCAAUUCUUUCCAAAUAUAAAUCAAAACUGACAAGUUUUAGAGACUUCGAGAUCCGUGUACAACCAAAUUCUUGGAUAUCUUUGAAUACCGAUAGUCUGAAAGGGAUAAUAUGUGUACCUUCAGAAGAUUUUCAACUUGAAUAUCUUUUUCAUCCGGUCAUUAAGCACAUAAAACUCUGGCCGACAAAUGUAUUAACAGUACUGAUAAAUCAAAUGAAUUUACCGAAAUUACUGAAAGGAACAAAACCUAUUGAUGCAACUGGAAACAACGAAGAUUGGGUACCAGAAUUUAUUGAUGCAGUACAGACAAUGCCGUCUAAGGCAUACGUACUAAGAUACAGAGAUGAACACUAUAUUCGCCGCCAAAGAUAUAUCCAAAAUGUAAAGGGCAAUGAAAUCAUUGAUAAAGGAUUGCUUUUAGUAAUGGGGAGUACCAAAGCGAUACAAUGGUUUGAUAAUGUUUUGUCAAAGAAUGAUCAGACUCCAAAGAUGCAAUUAGUGCAAGUACCUUUUGAACAACUUCGCAGUACCACUAUUAAAAGCAUAAUAUGCGUUAUAGCGAACUCAAAUGAAGAUGUUUCACUUCACCCAAAUAUGAAACAAUUUGCAUGUUGGCCAAAUAAUGUCAUAACAGUAGUUAUGGAAAAUAUGACUGUACCAGACUUGCUGAAAGAAACAACACAAAUCUUUGAAACUGGUAAUGAGGCAAACUGGCUUGCAGAUGUUAUGGAUGCAAUAAAUAGAUCAAUUUCCAUUGUAAACAUAUUGAGAUUCUCCUGUGGUGAAAUCCAUGAUGUCAACCAUGAGGAUGUUUUGCUGAUGGGGAAUACCUUAGAUGUACAAUGGUUUUAUUCUGCUUUGUAUAAGUUGCAAAAUGCCGUACAUUCAGAGAUCAAAUUAACGCAAAUUUCGCUUGAGAAACUUUGCAGAAAAACUGUAAAAAGCAUUAUAUGUGUCGUACAAGAAAGUUCAAAAGAGGAAGACUUUUUUCUGUAUUCAAGUAUUAAAGAUUUCGAAUGUUGGCCAAAAAACGUCAUUACAGUUGUCCGGGAUGAAAGGACUGUACCGAAUCUGUUUGAAGGAACCAACAUAAUUGAUGCCACUGGUAGACAAGCAAAAUGGCUUUCAGAAGUUAUGGAUGCAAUCAAUAAAGCAACGUCUAUGGUAUACAUAUGUAUGUAUGGUCCUUCAAGAUAUCCACCACUGCAUUAUUUUAACGAGAUUGAGGGGAUGAGGGAUGAAUUGAUUUUGUUGAAAGGAAAAACUAUAGGGAUACUCUGGUUUUAUUUUACAUUGAAGAUGUCAGAAAGUACCAUGGAUCCAAGUAUGAAAUUAAUGCUUAGUAAAACAGGAAAUAUUCGAAUGACAAACAUAAAGAGCAUUAUAUGUAUUAUAACUAAAUCCUCAAAAGAAGAAGACUUUUCUAUUAUGGAUUUAGGAUCUUUGAAAAAUGACAUUGUAACAGUGGUCCGGGACAAUGUGACGGUACCAAUUAUUUUGAAAGAAACCAAACAAAUUGAUGAAGAUGGCAAUGAUGAGAAAUGGAUUUUAGAUGUUAUGGAUGUGAUACAUAGACAAAUGUCCAUGGUAUACACAUUGAGGUUGAUAAAUAAGAGCGUACUUGGAAAAAUUCAAAGAAAUCGUCGGCGUGCUACACGUAAUGAUAUCGAUGAUUAUAAGUUGAUUGUGCUUAUGGGGAAUACCAAAGAGGUACGAUGCUUUUAUUCUGAUUUAUCAAAAUCAGAAAAGACUAUAGACUCAUAUAUGAAUUUAAUGCCUUUAGUAGAACUGCAAAAGACAGCAAUUAAGGGUAUCAUAUGUGUCGUAGCUAAAUUUUCAAAAGAAGAAGACUUUUUACUGUAUCCGAAAGUUCAGUCUCAGUUUGACGUUGACACAGUCACUGUAGUCCGGGACAAAAUGACUGUCCCAAAUCUGUUGAAAGAAACCAAACAAAUCAAUGACACUGGUACUGAUGACAAAUGGCUUUCAGAUGUUAUGGAUAUAAUAAACAGAAAGAUGUCCAUGGUAUAUAUAUUGAGAUACACCGAAGAUCGUUCAGGAAAUGAGUCAUAUGAUAGUAAUCAUCCAAUGUAUGAUGAAAAUUAUAGAUUGAUUUGGCUUAUGGGGAAUACCAACGAGAUACGAUGGUUUUAUUCUGCUUUGUCACAGUCCAAGAAGAUUUCACGAAAAGAAUUAUUGCAUGUGCCGUCAAAACAACUUCACACUGUCACUGUUCAGAAUAUGAUAUAUAUCAUAGGAAAAACUACAACGGAAGACUCUUUACAACUCCCAAAUUUUGAGGAUUUUAAAUAUAACCCAGCAAACGUGAUAACAAUAGUUCUGGAAAAUAUACAGGUACCAAAUGUUUUGAAGGAAACUAAACAAAUCAAUGUCACUGGUAAUGAUGACAAAUGGUUGUCGGAUGUAUUAGAUGAAAUCAAAAGCACAGAAACGAUUAACAUUCGUACUCCAUUUCUUGACGUGAGAGAAACCCUAAUGUUGACACCUUUUAGGAAGAGCAGAAGAAUAACAAGUAUGGGUAGAUACAAUAGACGCAGAGAAUUAGGGAAUGUGUAUAGUGUUUAUCCACACCAUCAUGGAGUAACAGAGGACGAAGAAUGGAAAUGUAUUAUAACAGACCAGGAUAUAACGGAUCUAUACCAAGGUGAUGGAGAUGACAAAAGUGAAACCGAUUCAGGUAUAGCGUGA